Messenger RNA from Copidosoma floridanum, 1424 nucleotides. RefSeq lists its product as uncharacterized. The record is from RefSeq and is a predicted model, not a curated record. NCBI's taxonomy places the organism in Eukaryota, Metazoa, Arthropoda, Insecta, Hymenoptera, Encyrtidae.
CGUUGUGACGUUGUGACCUUGUGACUUGUGUCAGAGGCUUGUGUUUUGUGUUGCUCCUUUUUAUCGUGACGCUAUCACACGUUAAUAUACUAUACGCAUAGCGCACUGCGCACAGCACGCCGAGAGCCGAGGAGAGCCGAGAGUGUAUAAGUGGACGAUCGACCCGGCAUCCAUCUUCUUCCUUCCUCUCCUCCGCCGUUUUCGUACGAAGAAGAGAAGAGACGCGGUGGGUGCACAGUAGUCCAUCAAUACUAGUCCUGCUCAAAUAGAACACCCACGCGGUCGAUCCUGCAUUUCAAUCGCGUGACAAUCCUCUUGGAGCUUGUGUCAGUUUUUUCCCCGUGUAAUUAAGACAAGCAAUCAAGCGACAUGGCGGACGUAGUAGCGCCGGCGGUUGCACCACCACCCUCACGAGGCGGUUUCCGUGGUGGUCGCGGAGGACCCGGCGGCCCUCCCCGUGGACGUGGAGGCUUUGGUGGCGGACGUGGUGGUCCACCUAGAGGUAUGAUGCGUGGUCGUGGAGGUCCGGGAAUGAGGGGCGGACCGCCCAUGAGAGGCAGAGGAGGUAUGCCAAGUAGAGGACGUGGUGGACAUUAUGGUGCACCACCAGAUGCGGGUGGCGUUGGAGGUUCUCCCUCUGGAGUACCCCGAGGUAGGGGAGGAGCAGGAGGUUUCAGAGGUAGAGGUCGAGGAGAGUAUUCGAGUCGUGGAGGUGGAGGUUUCAGAGGUCGCGGUGGACUCGGUGGCGAUAGACCGCGUGGUGGAAGAGGAGGAUCACGAAUGCCAGGUGGUGGUCGAGGUGGCUUUGACCGUGGUGGUCGGGGUGGCGGUCGAGGUGGUCCCCAGAAGCGUGGUGGUGGUCCACCUGGUGCCGGUGGCCCACUCAAGAGGCCAAGGUUCGAUGCCGGUCCUCCUGCACCACCUAGUAAUGGUUACGUGUCGGCACCUCCAGCUCCAGGUUAUGGCAGUGCUGGUAACGGUUAUGCCCCAGCAGCACCACCUGCAAGUAACUACGGUGCAGGAUAUCCACAACAAGGCUAUGCUCAGGGCUACCAGGGUUACGAAAGUUAUCAACAGCCACCAGACUACGCACAGUCCGCGGGUUAUGCUACGGCUCCCCCACCAGAUAAUAGAUAUGGCGCACCACCAGUUGCCAGUUCUGGCUAUGCGGAUCCUUACGGCUACAAGGCACCAGCCGCAGCACCUUAUCAACAAGAGGCAGUGGACAGCGGAUAUUAUAAUUAUUCUUCAGCUUAUGACUAUCAAGGCCAGUCCGCUAAUUACCCUCCUAUGAGCUAUGGAACGAAUUAGUACGAAUUCACUGCAGAAUAACAUGAUUAUGCAGGCCACGAAGCUGUUUAUGGAAUCCAAGACUAUGGUGAGUACCAAUACUAAAACGGAGUUUAAGCCAAUACAAACAAAAA